This is a messenger RNA of Funneliformis caledonium, 1176 nucleotides long. NCBI's taxonomy places the organism in Eukaryota, Fungi, Glomeromycota, Glomeromycetes, Glomerales, Glomeraceae. The record is from the annotation of a GenBank genome assembly.
AUGAUUUGGGAAGAUCCUUUUUCCGUCAGGUUCAAAUCGUGGGGAGAACCUUAUGGUUUUAUGGAUCUUUUUUCAUAUUUUCUUGGUGAUGACGAUAAAGGAAAAUUUAGAGAUUUUGGAAUUAUUACCAAGUCAAAUGAACUGACACCUUUAUUUAAGUAUCCCACUUUCAUCAAAAUAUUGGUAUUAUCUCAUUUAGAAUUGCACCUGAAUAAUUGGAUUCGUCACCGUACACAACCUCAAAGUGAUGCUACCUUAAGUAGAGUAAGUAUGAAAAGAAGCGUUUCUUAUGACAAAUUUUUACCCGAAUUGUUUGAAAUCAUUUUUCAUAGUACAAAAUUCAUAUCAAAUAUUAAGAGGCUUAACAUUACCUUAAGUUCGAACAUUCAAGAAUUCGUGCUUACUUUAUCAACAUUAGCACCUUGCAUUAAACAGGCUGAAUUUUCUGAUUUUAACUGGAAUCUACCGGCUGUUAUCACAUCACAAAACCAACUUUCAUCUUUAACCCUUAAAGAAAUACAGAUGAACGAUCAAAUAUUGGAUGCCAUUAAGCAAUGUUUUAGAACUUCAAUCAAGUUUAUGAACUGUGAAUUUAAACAGUUUCAACCGUUAAUUGAUAACCCCACUUCAUUAAAAGUUAGAUCCUUGAGAUUAGUUGGCAAACUCACGGAAUAUUCCUCUUUAUUACAAAAGAUUGGUCAUGUGGAGAAUUUGUCAUCAAAUUAUCAAUUUCCCACGAUGAAAGAAAUGCUUUUGAUAGUGUUAUCAAGUACUGUACAAAGGUCAAAUUCCUUCAAAUAUCUAGUAUUGAUACUUUUGAUAUCCCUCAAAUAUUUCAAAACUUCUGGAUGGUUGGGUCCCGUGUUAUCAAAACGCUCGAGUUCAUUAAAAUAUUUGAACUUGUUCCUUUCAAUCGAUCCGAUCUUCAUGAGAAAAUUUCUUGAUCACGUGCAAAAUAUCGAUUUGAAAAAGUUAUUAAUUAGGAAUUGUCAUUACGAAGAUAUCGAUGUCGCUUUUGACGUCUUGAAAGAGUUUGCAGAGGUGCAAGUUAUAGACGAUUUUGUAUAUGAGAUUGUUGAUUAUUUUUGCAUUCACACCAAAGUGAGGAACUACAUCGACGAAGUUCAAAAGAACAAAUAUCCAGAUUUGGUCUUACGUAUUCCGGAUUUUGAAUGA